Messenger RNA from Tachysurus vachellii, 958 nucleotides. RefSeq lists its product as uncharacterized. Bases 2 to 958 code for a protein of 318 amino acids. NCBI's taxonomy places the organism in Eukaryota, Metazoa, Chordata, Actinopteri, Siluriformes, Bagridae. The record is from RefSeq and is a predicted model, not a curated record. The transcript is spliced from 4 exons.
CAUGGUCCUGAGGCUCCUUUGUGUGUUGUGUUGCAUCAUGCUGCUGCCACGAUGGUCAGACGCGAAGUCGCUGCACGACAACAUCAAACCAGAAGUGGGUAUAGAUGCGGAUCAGGCUAAUGGUUUUCUCUCACGCUCUCGGCGGAACGCGGACCCGCGCUGGCACAGGCAGUAUCCUGACUUCCAGUCUUACUAUCGCUACUAUAGCAGCAUCGGUCACACAGAGGGGCUGUAUGAGAUCGACCGGAUCCGAAUGCUGUAUCAGCAGAUGAGACACCUGGAGCAAGUGCAUGGUCCUGAUGCUGCCACCUUCCAGAGCAAGCUGGGUGUGCCGAUGCUGCCCAGAUGUGACCCGUCCAAAGACAAACACUGCAAGCUGCCCCCUCCUCCUUCCUCUGUAAAAGGCCCUGCUCCUCCUCCUGUCAUUAAGCAAACCCCUGCCCCACCCCCUGCUGUUGUAAAAGGCCCCGCCCCCUUGGUCCCCUCCCAGGCUGAUGUUAUUUACCUGUGUAACGCCAAAGAUCCACUGUGUAAGCCUCACAUUGUGUACCUGCCAACAGGGGCAGUACCUGUGCUCUGUGACCCCCGGUACCAUCCCAGCUGUAAGCUACAAGGCCCACCACCUCCUCCACCUAUCUCGGUUAAAGGCCCUGCCCCUGCACCACCUCCCGCACCGGUAAUCCAUAAAGGAAUGGAGUACGAUUGUGACCCCUACUGGGACCCCGACUGUCUUAUCGACAAACCUCCCCGCCCUAUGAAGGGUAAAUUUCUGCCCCCUCCACCUGUGCCUGAACCUGGAGAGGAUGAAGAGGAGGUGGAGGUGGAGACGCCAGCUCCACCCGCUCCCAUCGUUAAGAAACCCGCCUACCCCUUCUACGGUUCUCUGUAUCCAUAUGACGUCCAAUCAGAGCUGUACAACCCAGCUCGCUUUUCUUACCCUUCCCCCAACACCAAAUAA